AUGGGGCGAAUCGCUCAAAUUCUCAGCAGCCGGAAAGCAGACAACCCAGCAUCGACACGGUUCACAACAAUGAAUACGCAUCAGAUCAUCCGCGAGCUGAAACAAGCAGACCUAACACUGAUAGCGCACUCAAUCAAACGAGGCGCGUUGAAUUUCCUCACAGCAUACGCCGCGCAGAAUCAGCGCAAGCAAAAGUACAUUCCGCUGUUAGCAAAGCAUGGCGAUGGCAAAGCCACAAUGCACAACACGAUUCGCUACAUCACCGAACACGUGCCGUUAGCGAAAGUGAUCGGAACCCAAAAGGCAACAUGA
Messenger RNA from Leptomonas pyrrhocoris, 312 nucleotides. RefSeq lists its product as hypothetical. The record is from RefSeq and is a predicted model, not a curated record. The transcript has a single exon. Lineage: Eukaryota; Euglenozoa; Kinetoplastea; Trypanosomatida; Trypanosomatidae. Bases 1 to 312 code for a protein of 103 amino acids.